This is a messenger RNA of Phaedon cochleariae (mustard beetle), 4344 nucleotides long. NCBI's taxonomy places the organism in Eukaryota, Metazoa, Arthropoda, Insecta, Coleoptera, Chrysomelidae. The record is from the annotation of a GenBank genome assembly.
AGAAAAUGUGAGGUGAUGUUUACGAUUGCCAAGUAUUUAUACUUUUUAUUUUGAAAAAUAACGAAUGGGCUUGUUUCAUUCCCGAAAAAAUGACCGAAUUUACACUUAAUUAUCGUGAGGUUAUCCCCGAUCAAUCCAUCUCUGAUAAUUGGAAAGAAAUAACACUCACCACAGGCGGUACACAAAGCACCCUACAAGAUAUCAAAGUAGCAGAAAAGGCCAAUGGAUUCUGCUAUGAAGACUCCACUAAACACCAUACUAGAAACAGAUUCAUUUAUUGGAGAAUAAAUUAUGAUGUACUUGAACUAGUAGAACACAGUCUUGAUAUAAACCUAACAGGUAACAGAGUGAGAUAUAGAUUCACUGAUACCCCUAUAUUAGAUGGUGUAUCCUUACAUGAGACUUAUGAGAAUGUCAUUGUACUGGUUCCAACAGUUUGCAGUGUUCAUAGAUUGAUAUUUCCUCAUCCAGAUAGAUUCCAUAGACAGGAUGAGUUGCUAGGUAUACAUCCUGAUCUAGGUGCCCCUUCAAUUUUUGUGAAAGCUUCCUCACUUGAUACUAGGAACCCAAUUACUUUCCAUGUGUUUAACAAUCCUAGUACAGUUGGUGAUCAGCUGCCAAAUUUGGCCAGUUCUUAUUUAUCUCCAGAGACUGAAGAAGCUUUCUUCAUAUUGGCAUAUCCUUCCACUGAGCUAUUGCUCAUCAAACAAAAUCCAGAUGAUGGUCAAGUAGCUACUACAGAGCUGAAAGGGGAAUCUUUGAUGCCAAGAUUUUUAUCAGGCCUUGCAGAAAAGUUCAGAGCAAGAAAUUCUGAUAGUGAAACUGUAGUGAGUCUUUUAUUUUAUGUGGUUGAUUAUGAAAUAUAUGUUUUGACUCUAUGUAGAGAUGGUCAUUUGAAAUUCUGGUCAUGUAGUAAAGGGCAGUGUGUUGCUGUCAUAGACAUUUUAGAAAAAACUGGUGAUCAUUCCAGAGAUGGAGUAUUAACAGCCACUUUGAGAAAAGCAGUGGAUGGUAACAGCACAGAAAGUAUCUUGGCUGUUUUCAUGAGCUUGUCAACAGGUUGUCAAUUCCAUAUUUUGAGUCCUGUGAUUAGGGGACAAGAGAUCACAAUAGAUCGCUUGGACACUAUUCAUUCUCCUGAAAAUGAUCUGAUCGAUUUCGCCCUGCAAACGAACCGAUUGUGGUCCGCAUGGCGGUGCGAAGACGGCGAAUGCGUCGUGUUCACUGCGGCCCUGCGAGCGGGGCCCACUCGAGCCAAGUCUAGCUGGGCCCCCGUGGUGCUCGAGACGCUGCCAGACGCCAACAGGGCGCCGGACAGCGACGGCGAGAGCGACCCGAGGCAGUUCUAUUUGCAGCAGGUCUUCCAGCCGGGCAGGUUUCCUGUCAACAUCAUCAGCAAAGCGUUGUCGAUUUACAAACGUUCAACUAUUCUGGCCGAAACCCACUUAUCAGCCUCAGCAUUGAAACAAAGAAUCUGCCUUGCUGUAGACAACGAAAUACAAAACACACUGAACGGCUCCGCUGUGAAUGACGAGGAAUAUCUAGAAUGUGCAGAAUGGUGUUGGCAGAAGUUUUAUUCAUGCUGUGUACAGUACCACAUAGCGAGUCUCAAACCGUUGGGUCUGAUGUUGCUACCUUCUGUUUCGGGAGCGGUGUUUCUAAAGAAAUCCGCUUUUUCAUUCCUGAGACCUUUAGACCCCCUCGAACAUAUGACCUUGUGUAGUGAUAGCACCUACAGUGAUCAGUUCGUCAACUUUUCAAUGUUGGCCGAAGAUAUUGAUACGACUCAAGAUGUAAUGAAACUUUUCGAGGUUAUCGUAUACUUGGAACAGCAGAUGAGUGAACUGUUUGGCCAAGCAUUCGAAAAGGAGCUUUCCAAUUUGCGAGCGCCUGACGUGGUCAUGGACAAUAUCUUGGAAAAGAUUCAGUCAGAGAUGGACUGUCAGUUCACCGCGCACAUUCUGAACAUGUUGGGCAACAUCGGCGAUCUGUACAAGUCGAUGCACAAAAUUUUGGAGCUGCUCAGAUACGAAAACACCUUGGCCAAUCCAGACAACGAGAUAAACCCUUCUGCUUUGUACCAUUUCAGCUCUCAACUAGGUGUGUCAGUUGUAGCAGGGUGUCUGAGGCAGCAGGCUCAAAUCAGAUUUCAAAUUUGCCGGAACUUGCUGUUGAUUUGUAACAUUCUGUUGAGCUUCAAAACUUCUGACAGUGGGGUGUUGGAAGCUAUAAGGUCUGUGUGCACCCCUGAAAUAGUGGUUCUUACUCAAGCUAGCUAUGUGAUGCUCUGGUUGAGUGGAUUACCAGCUUUAGUUAACCUGCCUCAGGAAUCUAGUAUACAACGUUUGACUCCUCUCAAGCUGAAUCCAGUGUUCAAUUUGAGAAAUUCCAAUACUUGCGUAUCUCUGUUGGAGCUGUUCACUUCAUCUGCUGGGGGUCAGGAGGCAAGAAGGUCAUUUGCUAGAGUGAAUUGUAGUGAUGAGGCUCUAGCACACUGGCAUUUAUCGCUGUUGCCUUUUUUAAACCAUCUUAGGCACAUUAUAUGGCCAAUAAGUGGUGGAACCGUUUUGGCAGAAUGGUUACUGAGCAGUGGCCAGCACUUGUGGUUACAGCAGUACGUCAGGUUACUGAGCAAUUGGUGUGAAUGGAAUAGUUGUACACGAAAUUUUCUGCUGGCAGCCUCUUAUUUGACCAGUGGAGAAAGCUACAAAGCACAGGAAUUAUUCGAGAAGUCAGCAAAAGGUGUAUUUACUGAUAACUUUUUGCAAGAAAGAAUACUUAAAGGAGCUGAAGAUAACCCUACCAAAGCGUAUAUCAACUACUACCUCAAAGUCAUUCAACUUUUUGAGCUACAUAAAGCCAGAGACUGUGCUAUAAGUGUAGCAAACACAGCUUUAAGCAUAGUAGAACCACAUGAUCCACUAGCUGCCACCUUGUAUUCAAUCAAAUUCAAACACCAACUGGCCUUGAAACACUACGAAUUUGCAUUCGACUCCCUAUAUUCCAACCCCGACGCGGAGCGAAAAAAAGACAACUUGCGAGACCUGGUGAAAACUUUGCUGGACGAGAGGAAGCUCGAUACGCUGCUCAACUUCACCUACGGGGCCAUGGACGAGUUCUUCACGAAUAUACUGCUCAGCAGAGCGCGCGCCACCGACGCUGUCAGCAAUAUUUUCUACGAUUUCCUAUACUCGUAUCAGAUCCAGAGGGGGCCUCAGAACCAUAGGUUAGCGGCUUCUGUUAUGUACGAACAAGCGUUCAGAUUGAAUCACACGAAUACCGUAGAAGCGCUGGAGAAGCAGGUGAAGUGCUACUUGGCGGCAAAGAACGUUCUUCAUCUGUGCAAACCGGAGCACGCGUGGGUCGUGAGACCUUCCGAUCCCGAUGAGGAAGACGAAGAAGUGGUCAUUCAACCGUUGGCUGGAUCGAAUCAGGAAUUGAGGGUAUUCAAGUUGAGAAAACAAGUGGAAGUUGUGAACAUCAAUGCAAUAAAAAAUGAUCUUAUUUUCGCAAGUGCAAAACUAAAAGUAGCAAGAUUCAAUGGUACAUUACCUGUAAGCAUAACAAACCCUACCGAGUUGGUGACAUUGUUGAACAGCGCAGGUCUAUUCAAAACUGCGCUGGACAUUUGUACGACUUUUGAUUUGCCAUAUAAUAGUGUUUUCGAUACUCUUACAAAACACUGUGUCCUACUGUCUGAAGAGGAGAAUCCAAAUUCAUGGAAUUGGUUGGUGGAAAAUGAUCUGCAAGAUCUUCCUGUUAAUAGAGAUAGUGCGUCUGAUGUCAUUUGGCAGCUUUUACAGGACUAUUUGGAAAAAUACGAAAAACCCAAUAUGACAACCCUUCAUUGUGUUGUCUGCAGAAAGAUCAUACAAAUGAGGAUUUAUGUCCCCCAUUGGCUUUUGGCCUCUUAUAAGUUGAGGAACGCUUCCGAGCUGCUGAGACUGCUGCACGGCAGCGGCAGACUGGAGGAGGCCGUCGAAGUGGCCAACGAGUACCUGCUGGCCGCCCUGGGAUACGGCAAGGAGUUCUACGGCUUCGCGAGGUCUGUGGCCCCCGCGGCGCCUGCGUUCUGUCUGCCCGUGUACGCCAUUCGGCGCCUCAUCGACGAGCUGGACGUGCAGAAUUCGAAGAACAUUGAGCAGCCCUAUCUCGAGGAAUACAAAAAUCUGAAAGAAGUUUUCGAAAAAUAUCUGGAGACCUCCACAAGAGUUUCCAACCAAAUGUGUCAAACUAAAUUGACAUCAGGAUCUUUGAGAACAAAUAUAAUAGGAUAUAGUUGAUGUGUAGUAGAUUAUAAUGUAUUGAACGUCUUUUUAUAUCUAAUAAAAAUUGUGGAUUUUU